AUGGCCGCCCUGCGUGUCCUGCUGCCCCGCGUGUGCGGCCCGCUGCGGCCCCGGGCCGGCUGCCCGGAAGUGCGCUCCUUCGCCUCAGGUACCCAUUUCGAGUACAUCGUCACCGAGAAGAAGGGGAAGAGUAACAACGUGGGGCUGAUCCGCCUGAACCGGCCCAAGGCGCUCAACGCACUGUGCAACGGCUUGGUGAUGGAGUUGAACCAGGCACUGGAGGCCUUUGAGGGGGACCCAGCCGUGGGGGCCAUUGUCCUCACUGGCGGGGAGAAGGCCUUUGCAGCGGGAGCCGACAUCAAGGAGAUGCAAAAUCGCACUUUCCAGGACUGCUACUCAGGAGGCUUCCUGAGCCACUGGGAUAGACUGGCCCGCUCCAGGAAACCAGUGAUCGCUGCCGUCAACGGCUAUGCACUAGGCGGGGGCUGCGAGCUGGCCAUGAUGUGCGACAUCAUCUAUGCAGGGGAGAAGGCACAGUUUGGACAACCCGAGAUCCUCCUGGGAACCAUCCCAGGUGCGGGGGGCACCCAGAGGCUCACACGGGCUGUCGGGAAGUCGCUGGCAAUGGAGAUGGUUCUCACCGGUGACCGGAUCUCAGCCCAGGAAGCCAAGCAGGCAGGUCUUGUAAGCAAGAUUUUUCCUGUUGAGACCCUAGUUGAAGAAGCCAUCCAAUGUGCAGAAAAAAUUGCCAACAAUUCAAAAAUUGUGGCAGCAAUGGCCAAGGAAUCGGUGAAUGCAGCUUUUGAAAUGACAUUAACAGAAGGAAAUAAACUAGAGAAGAAACUCUUUUAUUCAACAUUUGCCACUGAGUGGGAGGCCCGGGCCCAGAGGUCAGGACGCCGGUACCACCAGGGGAGGUCCGCGGGUGUCUUGGCCUGA
Molecule: messenger RNA, 879 nt
Organism: Chrysochloris asiatica (Cape golden mole)
Lineage: Eukaryota; Metazoa; Chordata; Mammalia; Afrosoricida; Chrysochloridae
Gene: ECHS1
Product: enoyl CoA hydratase, short chain, 1, mitochondrial
Exons: 8
Coding region: 1-879 (292 amino acids)
Biological process (GO): fatty acid beta-oxidation
Cellular component (GO): mitochondrion
Molecular function (GO): enoyl-CoA hydratase activity
Source: RefSeq, a predicted model, not a curated record